Medicago truncatula (barrel medic) is the source of this 1740-nucleotide messenger RNA. RefSeq names its product fasciclin-like arabinogalactan protein 2. The record is from RefSeq and is a predicted model, not a curated record. Bases 92 to 1357 code for a protein of 421 amino acids. The transcript has a single exon. Gene Ontology annotation, biological process: root development; shoot system development. Lineage: Eukaryota; Viridiplantae; Streptophyta; Magnoliopsida; Fabales; Fabaceae. Gene Ontology annotation, cellular component: plasma membrane.
AUAUACAUAUACAUAUAUACACAUUAAUACCACUCUCAUCUUCCCUCCUUCAUAAGUUAGUUGCUUCUUUCACUUUCCACUAUCUUCCAAAAUGAAGAAGCAACAACUAGCACCACUUGUUCUAUUUUCCCUCACACUUAUACUAUCACUCAUUCAUUCCACCACCGCCGCUGCCGCCACCUCCGGCAACCAUAACAUCACCCGCAUUCUAGCCAAACACCCUGGCUUCUCCACCUUCAACCACUACCUCACCAUAACCCACCUCGCCGACGAAAUCAACCGCCGUCAAACCAUAACCAUCCUAGCCAUAGACAAUGCCGCCAUGUCCUCCCUCCUAGACAAACACCUCUCCAUCACCACCCUCAAAAAUGUCCUCUCCCUCCAUGUUUUAGUCGACUACUUCGGCGCCAAGAAACUCCACCAAAUCACCGACGGCACCACACUUGUCUCCUCCAUGUUCCAAGCCACUGGAUCCGCCGCUGGAACCGCCGGUUACGUGAAUAUCACAAACCUAAAAGGUGGCAAAGUCGGUUUUGGUGCCGAAGACAACGACGGUCUGCAUUCCUACUACGUAAAAUCCGUAGAAGAACUUCCAUAUGUCAUCUCCGUUCUCCAAAUCAGUAAUCCUUUAAGCUCCGCCGACGCAGAAGCGCCGACGGCAGCUCCAAGUGACAUUGAUUUAAUCGGAAUUAUGUCAAAACAAGGUUGUCAGUCUUUCGCAGAUUUGUUACGUGUUUCAAAAGCACUCCCUACUUUCAAAGAAUCCGUUGACGGCGGUUUAACUGUUUUCUGUCCAACAGAUACCGCCGUCAGCGGUUUCUCUGCAAAGUACAAAAACCUAACAGACUCUCAAAAGGUUUCCCUCCUUUUAUACCACGGAGUUCCAGUUUACCAAUCAUUACAGAUGUUGAAAUCAAACAAUGGUGUAAUGAACACAUUAGCAACAGAAGGCCAUAACAAAUAUGAUUUCACAGUCCAAAAUGAUGGUGAAGAUGUUAACCUUGAAACCAAAGUUAACACUGCAAAUAUUGUUGGUACAUUAAUAGAUCAAGAUCCUUUUGUAGUGUAUAAGAUAAGUAAGGUUUUGAUGCCAAGAGAAUUGUUUAAGGGAGUUAAGGAGGAGAAAGAUUUAGCACCAGCUGAAUCACCAAAAGCAGCAAAGAGUAAAGCCAAGAAGAAGAAGGCGGCGCCGGCGGCGGAUGAGGAUGCAGACUCACCGGCAGAUGGACCAGAUGCAGAUGCAGAUUCUGAUGAUCAGAAAGCUGCUGAUAAUGAAAAUGGAGUUAAUGGAUUAAAUCAAGGGUUGAGAUUCAUUAUGGUAUUUUUCAGUUUGUUUAUUGGUGCUUUGGUUCUAUAAUUGUGUCGGUGUAGAUAAAAACUAUUCUACACAUGCAUGACAGCUAUGGUCAAAUUGUGAUAGAUAUUCUUUUCUUCAUUUCUUUGAUUUUGUUUGUGAAGGAAAUAAGACAGUGACACCAACGUGUUGGGGGCAUUGUUGUUAUUUUUUUUUUAAAUUAAAAAAAAUACAUUUUAUGGUUUUGUAAUUUAUUUAUAAUUGUUUAUUUUAUGCUUUUUUUAAUUGGGUUUUUUGUCGGUGUGAGAUUGUGGGUAAUGAAUGGGUAGGGACCAGUUUGUGUUAGAUGCCAGCUGAGAUGAGAUGUAUGCUUGUAAUUUAUAAAGUUUUUUCUUCUUCUUUGAAGCUGGAAAUUGUUUAUAAUAAGCAAAUUUUUAUUUACUUGA